Messenger RNA from Thlaspi arvense, 258 nucleotides. The record is from the annotation of a GenBank genome assembly. NCBI's taxonomy places the organism in Eukaryota, Viridiplantae, Streptophyta, Magnoliopsida, Brassicales, Brassicaceae.
AUGGGUUUCGAAGAAGACGAUCGCAAAACAUUUAGCAUCAUUGGAGAGGCUGGAGGAUACUUUAGAGAGAUUAAUCUCGGAAAGCGUCAAGACAUACACUCUAGGGCACGUGUGUGCUCUUAUGUUCCAAGCUUAGCGCAAAUCAGGCAACCUGCUGCAGGAGGCAAAAGGAAACAGCAAAGCGACGUUGAAAAACAUCAAUAUGAUCAAAACAUAUCUAAAAUUAUCGAUUUUCAAAAGCGCUUCAAGUACUGGUAA